Messenger RNA from Lonchura striata (white-rumped munia), 1041 nucleotides. NCBI's taxonomy places the organism in Eukaryota, Metazoa, Chordata, Aves, Passeriformes, Estrildidae. The record is from RefSeq and is a predicted model, not a curated record.
AUGGCCCAGAAAAGCCAAGUCGGUGGAAGUGAGAAAAAUGGGUCCUCCCUCCUGUACAGCAAGAGUGAUUUCAAGGAAGGAGCCCUGCAGUGGGUGACAGAGCCCCCCCAGGGCCGGGUGCUGCUGGUGCUCAGCAUGGACAAUACCUGCCCCACCUCCUCCUUCGACAUGGACCUAUGUGCUGACAAACUGCAGUCCCUCGGCAUCCAGGUGCCCAUGGAUCCCUGGAGGAGGCUGAUCCAGGAGGGUGUCCUGAGGCCCGAAGUCAGGCGCUACCUCUUCUACAGCUCCAGGGGUUUCCAGAUUGCCAUGGCCAUGGUAUUCUACAUCUCUCUUUGGACAAACCUUUACUCCACCCUCCAGCUGUGUUCCCUGGGCCAUUCCUGGGGGGCUGGCGUGCUGGUGACCCUGGUGGCCCUGGCUCUCACUGCCCUGGUGAUCCUGGUCAUUGAUGGGCACCAGAGGAAGCUAAACGUGAACACAGAUGUGAGGCUGGCAGCUGUCAAUGAAAUCUUCAUCAAACACAGCAUAAUCCUGGGGAUUACAGAUGUCCUGGAUGGGCCACACAACACCCUACAACUGUGGUUUGUGCACUUCAGCCCCGAGCCCUGCCUCCAGGCCCUGGCAGCCCACAUCACUCACCUGCAGGGGACACAGGCAGGCUUGAGGCAGAGGCUGAACAAGCUCUGGGUGGCCCUGGAUGUGGCAGUUCAGCCUGAGCUGAGGGUGGAGGAGGAGGCUCCAAGUGAAGAAUCCCCUCUUUUAUCCAGCAAGGUGACCCUGAAUAAAGAUCCUGUGAUCUGCAGUGAGCUCUUGCACCUCAUCCCCGAGGGCCCACCCCAGGCCAUGGCCCAGCAGCUCCUGGUGAUCUUCAGCGCCUGCUACGUCCGGCUGCUGGUCACGGGCCGGCUCCCUCGGGCCAGCCCAGGGGGACACCUGGGCCACAGCAGCGCUCCCUGUCCCUGCCAGUUCAUCCAGAGCACCGUGCUGCACCCCCAGCACUGCUGGGGCAGGGGCAGCUGAGCAGAGGGAGCUGAAAAC